Helianthus annuus (common sunflower) is the source of this 961-nucleotide messenger RNA. RefSeq names its product peroxisomal membrane protein 11A. Lineage: Eukaryota; Viridiplantae; Streptophyta; Magnoliopsida; Asterales; Asteraceae. Gene Ontology annotation, biological process: peroxisome fission; regulation of peroxisome size. The record is from RefSeq and is a predicted model, not a curated record. Gene Ontology annotation, cellular component: peroxisomal membrane.
AUGACCCAAUCCAAUCCAAUCCAAUCCGACACACUACAUCACGAAAAUAAUUUUUAUAUAGCUAGGGACCUACAAUCCUUAAAAAAUUUCCGCACCCCUAGAAAAGAAUUUCUGGGUCCGCCACUGCUCUCCAAACGCGACGGCGUCGACAAACUCUUAAAAAUCACCCGUUACACUACCAAAAUCAUCCUCUCCAACCGCCUCAAAACCUUCGAAUCCAACAUCGGCCUCAGCCGCAAAGCCUUCCGCAUCGGCAAAUUCAUCCAAGACAUCAACUCAUUCCGCUCCGCAAACCUCAACUCCGUACACAGCAUCAUUCUCGCCAUCCUUGCAUACGGCGGUGAGGGUCUGUACUAUUUCGUCGAACAGUUGGUGUGGGUAAUAAAAUCAGGGCUGGUUGAUGGUAAACAGUUGGGUAAAUUGCAGAAGGUUGGUGCGUGGGCUGAGUUGAUUGGGUAUGUAGGGAGUAUUGGAUUGAAGGUUAGGGAUUUGAAGGGGAUUUUGGAGGAUGAAAUGUGUUUGGUGAAGAGGGUUGAGAAUGGAGAUGAGGAGUUGGAGAAGUUGAUGGAGAAGAAGUUGUUGAAGAAGUUGGGGUUGGUGCAAGAUGUGGCGGAUGGGUUGAUGGCGGUGGCGGAUGUUCGUGGCGGAAAAGGGCGGCUUUCGGGGCCGGUGUUGUUGGCUUCGGCUGGGUUGUUGUCGGCGGAAAGUGCUCGUAAGAAUUGGUUGUCUUGCUAACUAUUGACACUAAUACACGGGUUGAAUGAAUGAAACGAGUUGAUGUUUGAGUACAUUAUGCAAAAGUUUUCUUUUUUGGUACUUGACUAGUAGAUGAAUAUGGUUGUAGUCAUGGGCGCAGCUUAACUAGGGCGGGAGGGGGCAGCCGACCCCCGAACUUUUCGUUGAGUAGUGGAGGGUAUGUAGUUUUCGUAUAGAAAUUUUUUGGUAUGUGCGUUUUCGCCCC